CGCGCCAUUCACGUGAAAAAUUCGAAUUCGGACAGCGCUCAAGGAGGCAAUGCGCCAACGUAUGACACGUGUACUCAUCCGACGACUAAAACCUCAACUCCAUCUCGGUGCUUCCCAAACUCGAAAACACAAUCAAUCAAUCUCUUCCCUCUCUUCCGUUCUUGCUCACUGAAACUGAAACUGAAGCCUCAAUCAAUCCCCAAUGGCCUCCGUCAUCAAGCCUUCCGCCCGCUAUAGUACCUACGAUUCACGCUCUUCUACCACUUCGUCUCACUUCUCCGACCCCUCUUCCUCCUCUGAGUUCAGCCACAAAUCCUCUGGUUCAUCUUCUCGUGCUCUCGUUAGAGCCAAACCCUCCGAUCUAGCUAGGACUAGAAGCAAGAGUAAUAAAACAGACCCCAGCUUGACUACAAUGGUGAGAAAGCUCAUGGAGAAGAAAUCGGCUUUGACAAAGCCUAAGUCUGGCGGAAAUCAGACGGCUGGAUUGCUGAUUCCCUCGGAUAUUAUUGCCGAGGAUUUGAAGAAGAAUGCGAGGAGGGCCACGGGAUUGUCGGCGUUACAGAAGAAGCUGUUUGGAAAACCGGCGUCGUCAUCGGAGAAGACGAAGGGGAAGGAGGUGAAGGCCCUGACGGAGGUGAAGGGGAACACAAGGACGCUGGCGAUGGUGCUACGGAGUGAGAGGGAGCUAUUGAAUAUGAACAAGGAAAUGGAGACCGAGAUUGCCGAGCUGAAAUUAAUGCUUGAGGAGAAGAAUAAAGAAGUGGAGAAGUUGAAGGAUUUGUGUUUGAAUCAAAGAGAAGAAAUCAAGUCACUUAAAAGUGCUAUUCUGUUCCCUGAUGUGAUGAAUUCUCAGCUCCAAGAACUUCUAGAGAAGCAAGGCUCUGAGCUGAGGCAGGCAAAACUGGUCAUUCCAGCUCUACAAAUGCAAGUCUCUUCCCUCACUGGUCAGCUCCAAAGCCUAGCAGAGGAUGUGGCAGAGGUCAAGGCCGAUAAACGUUCAGCAAAGUUGUGCUUUCAAGGGGACGGAAAUUCUCCAAGAACACCAACACAUGAUGCUACUAACUCUUGGGAACUCAGCUCUGAGGAUUUAACAACUCCUGGAAGUCCAGAUGACUUGUUACUGAAGGAUCUAAAUCCCUGUUUAACACCUCGUAAUGCUAAGUCAAGAUCUAGGGAAUUUGAGUGUACAGGCUCAGGAUCUUUACAUGAUGAGAGCUUCUCUGAGGAUGAUGAGAUUCAAGUGUAUCCAGUGACGGACUUUGAUCGUUAUGGUAGGAAGCUAUCCAAAAGCUCUGAUUGUUGCCAGAAUUCCACCAAAAGAGACAUCACAACCAAAGGUAGUCGAAGAUCCGAUGAGAGCAAAUCAACCUACAGAAGCUACAUGAAUCAUCACAAACUUUUGAUAUAAGUCGUCCUAGCUUCAAGUUCUUUUUUGAGAUUUCUUGCAUUUGUUCCUUGUCAUCUUCGUAACCUGUGUAUUUCAGAAGCGGCAGACUCAAAUAUUUAAAGAGUAGAUUCUUCCUUUUGGCAUAUGUGAUGAGAGUAAGGACAAGAAUGAGGCCACGUAAUCAGUAAUCAUC
Messenger RNA from Prosopis cineraria, 1580 nucleotides. RefSeq lists its product as uncharacterized. The record is from RefSeq and is a predicted model, not a curated record. The transcript is spliced from 5 exons. NCBI's taxonomy places the organism in Eukaryota, Viridiplantae, Streptophyta, Magnoliopsida, Fabales, Fabaceae. The coding region runs from base 203 to 1408 and encodes 401 amino acids.